Molecule: messenger RNA, 5961 nt
Organism: Vanessa tameamea
Lineage: Eukaryota; Metazoa; Arthropoda; Insecta; Lepidoptera; Nymphalidae
Gene: Prosap
Product: protein shank
Exons: 26
Coding region: 254-3868 (1204 amino acids)
Cellular component (GO): postsynaptic density; dendritic spine; postsynaptic membrane
Molecular function (GO): ionotropic glutamate receptor binding; synaptic receptor adaptor activity
Source: RefSeq, a predicted model, not a curated record
CGCUCGAUACCGGCCAGUCGCUGGUCUGAUUCGCGAGCGACUGUUCGCGCCUACAAUCGAACCCAUUGGAAACGAAAAUAAACACUCAAAUUUGAUGCAUCGAAGUUUUAUACACACUGGCUGAAGUGUUAUGUAACAAACGUGAUGUGUGUUGUAUGAAUUUGUGGUGAAUUUUACAGUUGAAUCGGAGCCUGUUGUAUGGGGGAUUUUCUCGGCGAUUAGCACUCAUGGCCGUAUAAAGAUGGCUUGAGUAAUGGAGGGCGAUUGUGCGGAGGAGGGCUGGCUGCUGGUGCGCGUGCACGUGCCCGAGCUGAACGUGCAGAAGAGCCUGCAGUUCUCUCGCGACCAGCUCGUGUGGGACGUCAAGCAGCAGUGCCUUGCCGCCUUGCCUAAGGUGGCCACUUGGUAUCGGGAAUUGAAAGAGAGCUUCAACUAUGGUCUGUUCUGCCCACCUGUCAACGGCAAGGCCGGUAAGUUCCUGGAUGAGGAACGACGUCUCGGUGACUAUCCUUUUAACGGACCUGUUGGAUACCUGGAGUUGAAAUAUAAAAGACGCGUGUACAAGAUGUUGAAACUGGACGAAAAGACACUGAAAGCAUUGCACUCGCGAGCGAAUCUUCGACGUUUCUUGGAACACGUGACGCACGCACAGAUAGACAAAAUAACGAAGGCCUGUGCUAAAGGACUCGAUCCCAAUUUUCAUUGUCAAGAUACUGGCGAAUCUCCGCUUACAAUCGCUGCUGGCCUUAAAUCACCUGGUAAAGUAUUGAUCGCCCUCGUAAAUGGUGGAGCUCUCCUCGACUAUCGGACUAAAGAUGGCAGUACAGCGAUGCACCGAGCUGUUGAAAAGAACUCCUUAGAAGCAGUUAAAACUUUAUUAGAACUUGGAGCGUCACCAAAUUAUAAAGAUGGCAAAGGAUUAACGCCUUUAUAUCUGUCAGUAACGAACAAAACCGAUCCCUUAUUGUGUGAAACGUUACUCCACGAUCAUGCGACGAUUGGGGCCACUGAUUUACAGGGAUGGCAAGAAGUUCAUCAGGCUUGUCGAAAUGGCUUAGUUCAACAUCUGGACCACCUGCUGUUCUACGGCGCGGAUAUGAAUGGACGCAAUGCGUCCGGUAACACACCAUUGCACGUUUGUGCAGUCAACGCACAAGACUCCUGCGCGAGACAAUUACUCUUCAGAGGCUGUGACAAAGAAUCGUUGAACUUUGCAAACCAGACGCCGUAUCAGGUCGCAGUUAUAGCUGGAAAUUUAGAAUUGGCAGAGGUGAUAAAGAAUUACAAAUCAGAAGAAGUUGUUCCGUUUCGCGGUCCACCGCGCUACAACCCGCGGAGGCGAUCGGGCGCGUGGGGCGGCUGGUGGAGCGCCGGCGACCGCUCCUCGCUCGCCUCGUCCACGCGCAUCCCCGCCGAGCUGGACGCGCUGCUGCGCCGCCCGCCUGGCGCCACGCACUCGCCCUGCAGCCUCGACAGGCCCUUCUCGUCCGCCUCCUCGAGCAUCAGCGACGCGAGCCACCCCAGCCACGAGGACGACGCUAGCAUACUCACAGAUAAGAGCGCGGGCGACACUAGCGACAUCAUCUCGGACUCGAGCGGCGUGGGCACGAGCACGUCCGACACCACCACGUGCUCGCUGCAGGGCGGCGCCACCGUCGUGUGCCUCACGCCGUGCGAGCCCGCCGCGCCCGGGCAUCUGCGCCUCAACCAGGGGGACAUCAUCGAAGUAACGGGAGCAACGGAUGAAGGUUUACUGGAGGGUACCGUUCGAGGCUCGGCAGCUAGCGGGCUGUUUCCCGCGCACUGCGUGCAAGAAGUGCGGCUGCGGCAAAACGCACACCUGCACCAGGUCCUUUCAUCGGGACCGAUCCACCAUUCACGGGUAACAGGUCGGAGAGAGAUGGCACUGAGUAAAACUUACAGUGCCACUGCACCUAGGAUAAAGAAAUCGUACGGCAACAUGGAGACGCGCACGGUGGUGCUGCACCGCGCGCGGCGCGGGUUCGGCUUCGUGCUGCGCGGCGCCAAGGCGUCGUCGCCGCUCAUGGAGCUGCGGCCGUCCGAGCGCUGCCCCGCGCUGCAGUACCUGGACGACGUGGACGCGGGCGGCGUGGCGGACCGCGCCGGCCUGCGCAAGGGGGACUUCCUCGUCGCGAUCAACGGCGAGGACGUGUCGGCGGCUUCGCACGAGCACGUGGUGGAGCUCAUCCGCGGCUCGGGCGCGCUCGUCUCAAUGACCGUCGUAUCGCUCGCGCACGCAGUCAGCAAUGAGAUCAACAUGUGUACCGUGCCUACGAGUAAAUCACAAAAUCAACUGUCGAGUUCCGGGCGGCCGUAUGCCGCCACCUUACCCAGGAAAGCGGCGGGUGGCCGCAGCCCCGCGCCCGCCCCGCCGCGCCGCGACCCGCGCACCACGCUCAGCGUGGGCCGCGCGCGCGCCAAGUCCAUGGUCGCCGGCCUCGAAAAUGGCGGUGAAAAAGAAGAGAGUUGCGAACCUUUAAGUGUCGCCGGCAAGUCGUCGUCUGCUGAAUCUGUUCAGUUACAUGGCGGCAGCAAUACGAGCGCGCCGGGCGCCGGCACGCCGCCCGCGCCGCGCACGGCCUCCAUCCGGGCCCGGCCCGCGUCCGGCCGCAUCACGGCCGCCGAGCUGGAGGAGCUGUUCCAGCGACAGGCCGGCGCCGACAACGCCAGCAGCAACAGUGCUAUGAUGACGCGGUCGGCCUUCCAGGGCGGCUCGGGCUCCCCGCCCGCCUCGCCCGCGCGCUCGCGCGUCUACGCCUCCGUGGCCGAGAUGAAGCGGAACAAGGGCAAGGUGUGGAGCAAGACCGCGUCCCUGCGCCGAGACUUCCACUCCACGCCGGACCUCGCGGCCGAGCUGACGGCGCACCCGCCGCGCACGCGGUCCAGCGAGGACGUGCACGGCCCGGCGCGCGGGCCGCCGCCGGCCGAGGCGCCGCCGCCGCCGCCCGGCGCGCCCGCCUCGUCCUUCCGCCCCGCCGCGCCCGCCAAGCUGUACGCGUCCCCGCGCGACCUGGCCGCCGUCGCCUACCGCCCCGCCGCAGACCAGACCGUGCGGGGCGCGACUGCGAGCGCGCCGCGCCCGUGGGCGGGCCGCGCGCGCGCCGCGUCCGCCGACGACGCCGCGCACCAGUACGCGCAGCCCAUCAACCUGCACAAGGGGUUCACGAGACAGAGCUCUACGCCCGCGCCGCCCAUCCCGGAGCCCGACUACAGCAUGUCGGAGUCCGACGACGAGACGCCCAAGCGCGCCGGCGAGCCGCCCGGGGAGACCAGCGCCAACAGCAACACCAGCGGCAGCAGCUCCGGCUCCGGCUCGAUGCAGCACUCGUUCUCCGUCGACGAGAUCCAGAAGAUCCGCACGCGACUCAAGUCGUCCAAGUCGUGCGGCGACGAGCUGGCGGGCGAGCGCGACGACGGCGACAACUCGUCGUCCGGCGUGUCGUCCGACCAGGAGGCGCAGGCGCGGCCGCGGCGCGACAAGGUCUCCUUCUGCAGCUCCGUCACCGUGAAGUCGUCCAACGACGUCAUCAGCACCGAGCCCGUGCACAGCUCCAGCGAGAGCCUGGCGCCGGCCGCCAUGGCGCGCCACAACUCGCUGACGCGCCGCCGCGCCGCCGCCGCCGUCAUGCGCGCCGGCGCCGCGCGCGGCCGCUCGGCCGCCGAGCGCCUGGGCGUCGACCCCGAGCGCGCGCCCGGCCGGCGCCGCGCCGCCGUGUCGCUGGCCGAGCUGCCGCCGCCGCCCGAGGAGCCGGCCGGCGAGCCGCCCGGCGCGCCGCCCGUGCUGGCGCCGCCGCCGCAGUUCAGCGACCGCGUGCGCGUGGUGGCGGCGCUGCCCAAGCUGCACUAGCCGCGCCCGAGCGCCGCGCGAGCGCCUCAAGCCAAAGAUUAUAUAUUUAUUGUCGACGAGUCGGAGGCCGCCGUGCAUUCCUCGCCGCGGUCCCCUCGUAGUCUCCGAGUGUCAAAGUUUAACCCUCUCGCUGAAUUCGCUCAUUCGCAUCGAUUCGCUCCUCUUUUCGACUUUCCACCCCUCCCCCGCAACCGAGUGCCAUCGUGUCUAUGAUUUUGUAAUAUUUUUAUAUAUAUUUGUAAAUAUUUUACGAGAGCUAUUUUGAGUGUCGAAAGAGUGGACUAGGUAUUUGUAUAUACGAAAAUAUAUCCGGCCAACGAAAACGAUAUAUAAGAAUAUGAUAUAAUCGCAAUAUUUAUAAGUAAAGUUUAUUAUUAUUAUUGAAUUUUAUUCAUGUUUAAAAAAAAUAUUUAUUUCAUUCGUCCAUGAAUAUAUCGAGAAGUCCACUCUUUUGACGGAAAGGAAUUUUCAAUAUAACUUGUACAAGGCCGAAGCCGUCAACUUGAAUGUGUUCUCACCGAGACUAGUGCUCAUUAAAAAUUCAAUGCUUUAGUGCGUCAUCCGUUCCAUUAUAAUGUAAAUUUUUAUAUUAGGUCUUUCGAUGUGCCAUGAUUUCACUACAAAAAGAUUAGAUUCACAAGAAAAAUACAGCAGUACGUCACAAAAAAAGAAUAUAUACAAAUCCUUAUUAUAAUAAUAAAUAUCAAUUUAAAAAAUAUAUAUUUGUGCUGGAACCGUGGUACGUCAUAGAAUCAAAUAUUACGAAUAUUUAACACCAAUAUUGAAAUUUUAUACUCUAAUUAUUUGCGUCUCUUUUAGGUUAGAAAGCACGCUGCGUAAAUUUCGUAUAAAUUAAAAACUACGCUUAUAAUGAGACGUGUUGAAUUAAUUUUCAUUUUGAAAAUUUAUAAAACUGUCUAACUCGCGUUAGUAAAAGUAAUGUAUUGUAAAAAUCUCCAUAUUUCGCCUCGUGUACUAUUAUUAUUAAAUAUUUCGGAAAAAUAAUAAUAAUACGAAAUAUAGAACUUUUGUAUAUAGAUAAUACAAAAUCUUCUAGCUUCAAAUUAAAAUCUUAAACCCAUGCCGGAGAUUAUCGGUCUAAAAUAAAAAUUUAUAUCUCACGCAGCUUUGCUUUCUUAGCUUAGAGUAAACGGCCGCAAAUUCAGCCUAAAUAAGCUAUUUUAUUAUAGCACCUAUUACAGAGUACUAAAGUUCAAAAUGCAACGGGCCUGGAUAAUUUGCAAUUGAAAAUGUCGACUCAGCGACUUUACUAUUUAGGAAUUGCCUGAGAAUGGAAUUAUAUUUUCAAUAUUCUAGAUUUGAGUAUACACAGGGUUAGGUGGUUUUCCUUUCUAACCUCACUUUUGAUAAUUAUUAUACAAUAAUAACGAAUUAUAGCAAAUUAAACUUAAGGUCGUCAUUGGACAGGUAUUCAAUUUCGUAACAUUGAUAGACUGGAGUGAACGAGAAUUGAAAUAGGGAUAGUUAAUAGUAGCCUAGAUGAUCCACCCUGUGUAUACUCGGGGUAAUUAUAGCUAAAUUGUAGCAAAUAACAAAUUAGCUCAAGUCGAAACAUUUAGCGGGUUUAAUAGGACCCAGUUUAUAUUAUUAGCACAAUCAAUUAAUUUCUAUUAAUUAUUAUUGAGUUAUAAUCUUCUUGUCAUUAAUUUAAGUUGUAUAAAUGUAUUGUCUACUUAAGGCAUAGAUAGGUAGUAGUAAUUAUAUUAGGGCAAUAUUGAUGAUUCUAGAAUAACCGAACGGGAAAGCGGCCCGUCUUUGAAUUGAGGAUGAAUUUUUAUAUGGAUGUCUGUAUAUAAUCAUAAGUUGAUACAUCGUUGGAAAUAUUUAAGAUUAUUUUAUAUUAUGGUUGUUUUUGGGUAUAUGUUGAUUUUUCGAAUACUUUUAUUAUAAACGAUUUAACAUUUAAAACAUGUGUAGCCACUGAAGAUUCAGUUCGCAAUUCGGGACGAGGCCGCUGCAUUUUUGUAUAAUAUAUACCAACAAUUGUGUUUUACGUUUCAUUUGAAUCUCAGUAUCGGACGUGUAACUACAACUUGGUAUUUUCAAAUGAAAAUUAAAUGUUUCAUCACUCA